This is a messenger RNA of Cucurbitaria berberidis CBS 394.84, 2385 nucleotides long. Its product is annotated as sulfate permease. The record is from RefSeq and is a predicted model, not a curated record. Gene Ontology annotation, biological process: transmembrane transport. Lineage: Eukaryota; Fungi; Ascomycota; Dothideomycetes; Pleosporales; Cucurbitariaceae. Bases 1 to 2385 code for a protein of 794 amino acids. Gene Ontology annotation, molecular function: secondary active sulfate transmembrane transporter activity. Gene Ontology annotation, cellular component: membrane. The transcript has 3 exons.
AUGGCAGCAGCUGGGCGUGGUGCGGCCAAGAUCCUUGGUAUCAACCUUGACUACCGCAAGGAACCUGAAGUCUCUGGCGCGGCCUCCAUCUCUUCUGUCGAGACAUAUGUCGAGCGUGAGCCGACCGCAAGGGAAUGGUUUUCCCAGUUCAAACCUUCCAAGAGUGCUGCGCAGCGCUACCUGAGGAGUCUGUUCCCUUUCUGGAACUGGAUCUUCCAUUACAACUUGACAUGGCUUUUCGGCGACGUUGUUGCAGGCGUAACCGUGGGCUUCGUUGUAAUCCCCCAGGGUAUGGCAUACGCUCUGUUGGCGAAAUUACCGCCUGAGUACGGGCUCUAUACCAGCUUUGUCGGAUUCAUCUUGUACUGGGCUUUUGCUACAUCCAAAGAUAUCACAAUCGGUACCGUGGCUGUCAUGAGUACCAUUGUCGGGAACAUCGUCAUCAAGGUCCAGGAUACGAAGCCUCACCUUCAAGCCACGGAUAUCGCCAGAGCCCUUUCCGUCAUUGCUGGCGCUGUUCUACUGUUCAUUGGUCUUACGCGACUUGGCCGGAUCGUGGAACUUAUUCCCCUUGUUGCCAUCACCUCAUUCAUGACUGGUGCCGCUAUCAGCAUUGGUGCCGGCCAGGUUCCGGCUCUUUUGGGCAUCUCCGGUGUCAACACUCGCGGACCAACUUACUUGGUCAUCAUUCACACCCUCCAGCGUCUCCCAAAAGCGAAGCUGGACGCGGCUAUGGGAUUGACUGCUUUAUUCUUGCUUUAUGCUAUUCGCAUCUUUUGCAGCUGGAUGACGAAGAAGCAACCAUCUAAGAAGAAGCUUUGGUUCUUUAUCAGCACCCUGCGCAUGGCUUUCGUCAUCCUGCUAUACAUCUUGAUUAGUUGGCUCGCGAACAAGAAUGUCAAAGGGCUCCAUAAUGCGAAGAAUGACCUCAAAAAGGCAAAAUUCAAGAUCUUGGGCAGAGUUCCUCGAGGCUUCCAGCACGCUGGCGCCCCCACCAUGAACACCGAGCUUCUAUCCGCUAUCGCGCCUGAUAUUCCCGUCACUAUUAUUGUCCUGAUUCUCGAGCACAUCGCGAUCUCGAAGUCGUUCGGCCGCAUCAACAACUACGUCAUCAACCCAUCGCAGGAACUCGUCGCGGUCGGGUUCACCAACGUUAUUGGGCCAUUCUUGGGUGCCUACCCUGCUACUGGAUCAUUUUCACGUACUGCUAUCAAGUCGAAAGCAGGUGUCCGCACUCCACUCGCAGGUAUUUUUACCGCGAUCAUUGUCCUCCUGGCCUUAUAUGCUCUAACGGCGGUCUUCUUCUACAUUCCUUCCGCCAGUCUUGCGGCCAUCAUUAUACACGCCGUCGGAGAUCUGAUUACUCCUCCUAACGUUGUCUUCCAGUUCUGGGAAACCAGCCCGCUUGAGGUUGUGAUUUUCUUUGCUGGUGUGUUCGUGACGAUAUUUACGAACAUCGAGAACGGCAUCUAUGUUACCAUUGCCGCAUCUUUUGCCCUUUUGCUCUGGCGCCAGCUCUUCACUCAUGGUGCUCUCCUUGGGAAGGUCAAGAUCUACCGCGCAACGCCCGAUACGAUUGCUCACAAAGAGGAUGGCCACUACGCUCCCGGUUCCGAGUCCUCCGUUCGCGAAGCAUUCAUCCCAAUCAGCCGCAAAGACGGCUCAAAUCCGCUCGUUGACAUUGAGUCUCCAUAUCCUGGUAUCCUUAUAUACCGCUUUACGGAAGGCUUCACGUACCUCAAUCAGCAGGGCUACAUGGACGAGCUUGUCCAUCAUGCACAUACCAUUUCUCGUCCUACAAAACUCGACCAUUAUGCCAGACUCGGUGAUCGUCCAUGGAAUGAUCCCGGGCCUCGCCGUGGACAGCAGAUCGACACUGACGAUAACCGGCCCAUCCUUCGCGCUAUCAUACUAGACUUCAGCGCUGUCAACAACGUCGACGUCACGUCCAUUCAAGGUCUUAUUGACGUUCGUGCGCAACUGGACCGCCACGCUGCACCUGAGAGUGUAGAAUGGCACUUUGCAUCCAUUAACAGCCGCUGGACAAAGCGUGCUCUGACGGCCGCUGGCUUCGGUUACAUCGACCGUGAGCGUUUUGCAUCGCGUGCGCACUGGAACCCUGUUUACAGCUACGCGCCCCUCGAUUCCGCAACCCACAAGCUCCACGACCCAGAGGCUCAGGAUGAGAUUCACACCACUGACGGCCAUAAGGGCUUGCCGUCUGGCAAGGUUACUACGAUUCAUGGACAGAAUAGGCCUUUCUUCCAUAUCGAUGUUCCAGCAGCCGUCGAGAGUGCUAUUGCCGGAGUAAAUAAGCUUUCACAUGUUAGCUCAGGUAGCUCGCGUGAGGUUGGAGAAGCGGAGGUGACGACGAAGCAAGAUUAA